CGUGGAGGAGAAGGACGUGAGGAGGGAGCAAGCUGCGAGCCAAACGCCAGGUGUCCUGCGGCUGUCCCGGAGGGUGGCAAUGCUGGCCCAAAGGUGCGGUGCAGGCGCCGCCACUCCAGGGCUGCAGCCCUGUCCGAGGGACAUCUCCGCUCCUGCCUGUGGCACGGGGAGCGUUGCCAGCAGGCCGAGGGAAGCAAUCCUUCCUCUCCACCGCGUGCCGCGGGACCCGGCGUUUGAGCCCACGCCGGCUGCAAGAGCGGCCACCCUCUUGCUUGGGUGCCAAGGGCCCAGGCCCCAGCGGGGCACCUCCAGCCACCCCCGUGAGGCGGGGGCUCUGUCACAGUGGGUCCCUGCCCAAACGGGGGGCGUGCGGUGGUGAUGUCACAAUGGCCACUGUGACCCGCGGGGCGAGGAGCAGAUAAAAGGCUGCUGGGCUCGGGCCGUGCCUCAGUGCGAUUUGGUGAGUUGGGGAGAGAGCAGGGAGGAGGGGGCUGGCCGGGGCUGCCGAGGGAGGAGGGGUCCCACACCUCGGGCCCGUGCUACAGACUCACCCUCGUCCUGCUUCUCCCUCAGGGUCGGCAGAGGAGCGUGUGGAGGAGAAACCCCGGCACUGCUGGGGCAGCGACUCUCCAAGUGCUCGCUGUCGAAGUGCACCAUGUCUGCAAUGAAGCGGAAGGCUCCCGACUCGAGGGAACAAGGUGAGAGAAAAGCAUCCCAUCCCACAGGAGGGCGGGGAGGGGCUGGGGGGGGUGCCUGUGGCUGAGAGGGGAGGCAGGGGCAGGCAGGGGCUCCCCAACCACCCCGGGGCAGGGCCCCUCUGCUCCUUGGCAGGGGGGGCCCAGGUCGGGCUGUGGGUGCCUGCUGGGACCCUUGUGCCUGCUGUGCCCCCUUCCCCUCCACAGCCUCUGGCCCUGCCCAUCAGCCAGCGUGGCAGGGACAGAACAGGCCCUCGGGGACAGUCCCUCAGGGACACCUGGCCCCGCAAAGGCGCUCAAUGGCUGUGCCGUUUGCUCUCUCCCCUCCAGCAUGCAUGCUGUGUGGCCGGGCAGAUGCUGACCCAAACAUCUGCGGCCCCAAACACAAAAGGAAUGGGCUCUGUGCCCACGCGUUUUGCCUGGUGAGUUCUCCGUGGCUCCUGUCAGCAUCCCACCAGGGACGGUCCCUUCCUCUACGACCCCUAAUGAGAUCCUGCUCUUUUCUCUUCUACAGUAUUUUGUGGAUAGCCUUUCACGGCGUGGAAGCAUGCGCAAACACAUAGAGGGGUACCGUCCUGACGACAUCCGAUGCGCGAUCAAGCGGGCAUCCCAGAAGGUGAGGACCUGAUGGGGAACAGGGAGGUUUGUGCCAGGAGAUGCUCCCGCAAGCUUAGCCUGGACCCCAAGGAAGCAAUCCCAGCCUUUCCAACCUGCUCCGGGACAAACUGCUGCUCUGGCAGACGAGCCUCGUCCGCCAGGCGGGUCUGCAGAGUGUGACCCAGCAGCGCCCGCACCCUGUGCCCUGCCCUGCCCAGGGGUGUGGGGCCAGCGGUGGCGGCGGCAUCGAGCCUGCUGCUAAUGGGGCUGCUGUGUUCUUUUCAGCAAUGCUUCGUUUGUGGCGAGCGAGGGGCCACCAUCACCUGCACGGAGACGGGCUGUGAACGCAGCUUCCAUCUCCCCUGCGCCUCGGAGGGAGAAUGUGUCACCCAGUUCUUUGGGCGGUACAGGUCCUUCUGCUGGGAGCACCGCCCUCAGCAGGCAGUGCAGGCAGCUCCAGAGCAGGACACCACCUGCACCAUCUGCAUGGACCCUGUGGGGGACAGCAAGUCCUACCACACCAUGGUGUGCCCAGCCUGCAGUCACGCCUGGUUCCACCGGGGCUGCAUCCAGGAACUGGCCAUACACACAGACAAUCACCGCAUCAAGUGCCCCGUCUGCAGAAACAGGGGGGAGUUUCGUUCAGAAAUGUCCAUCAUGGGGAUCCGAGGGAUCCGAGUCCCAGUCAGAGGACCAGCCUGGGAGAACAACAACGCCUCUGCAUCGCUGCAAGAGAGGUGCCGGCGCUGUACUGCCAGGGAAUGCCUUUACCCACAAGGCAGGGAGCAGGCGGAGGGACAGGGGCCCUGGCAGCUGCUCCUGUGCCGCUCCUGCGCUGCCGAAGGCACCCACCGGCGCUGCUCCAACUUGACCAACAGCGCAGGCACCUGGGAGUGCGACAGCUGCGCUGGCGUGGGCACCAGCAGCCAGGCAGCACUGUGGCCAUUACAAGGGAUCCUGGUGACUGACAGUAGAAGACGGGAGAGAGACCGGACGACGAUCCGCCAUCCAGCAGGGGACGGCCCAGAGAAGCCGCUCCCCAUUACAACACCAGGCCCCAAAUACCCAGAGGCAGACCCGAAGACGGCAUCGGAGCAGACGUGCUACAACCCCCAGUGCUCAGAGCAGCAGCGACAGCAGCAGCAGCUCUGCCAGUGGAACAGCACCAGGAACCUCCAGUCGCUCCACGGUGCCCGAAGGCAGACACCCCGCCAGCCAGCGGGGGCGACCCCGGACGAGAAGCCGCUCACCGCUGGAACGUCCAGCCCCAGAUCCCCAGAGCCGGCCCCGAAGACGCCGCAGGAGCAGCCGUGCACCACAAACUGGUGCUGGGAGCAGCAGCAGCACCAGAUCUGCCAGGCGGGCGGCAUCGGGGUCCCCCAGUGGGUCCCCGGGGCCUAA
Messenger RNA from Cygnus atratus (black swan), 2693 nucleotides. RefSeq names its product PHD finger protein 7-like. The record is from RefSeq and is a predicted model, not a curated record. Lineage: Eukaryota; Metazoa; Chordata; Aves; Anseriformes; Anatidae. Gene Ontology annotation, cellular component: nucleus. Bases 1554 to 2693 code for a protein of 379 amino acids. The transcript is spliced from 6 exons.